Messenger RNA from Cyanidioschyzon merolae strain 10D, 1056 nucleotides. RefSeq names its product similar to biotin carboxyl carrier protein of acetyl-CoA carboxylase. The record is from RefSeq and is a predicted model, not a curated record. The transcript has a single exon. The coding region runs from base 1 to 1056 and encodes 351 amino acids. Lineage: Eukaryota; Rhodophyta; Bangiophyceae; Cyanidiales; Cyanidiaceae.
AUGGCGUACCUCGUCUUUUUUCAAAAAGCACAGCGCGGGCUCGGUGGUAGGGUCUCGGGAGUGGCCGGCCCCAGGUGCGCAGGCGACUACCGCGGCCGUACGAGCCUGCUGGUGCCUCCGGGGAUGCGGUCGCGUGCACGCCCGCAUGCGCACUCGCUUCUAAUGAAGGCGAGGCGUCGUAGUCUGGAUGAAGUGGAAAGCACGCGAGAUAGCGUUGAUGGGGCACGCGAAGAACGGUCGCACGGAGGUACUCGCGCUACGGGUGCGAACGACGGCUCCGGGCAUACACGGACGGGCGAGUCGCCGUCGUUGCACGCUGCUUCGGGGCAGCCUGCCGAUGGCGUGGCGUUAACGCACACCGCCAGUCAACCGGCUGCUGGCACGCACACCCAAGGGGUGACCGCAGACGUGAGCGCGCCGGAGCAACGGCAACCAGGUUUGAGUCUGUCGGAAGUGCAAGAGUUCCUGGAAGUCAUGCGAGAAGUAACGCUGUAUUGCAGCGAUGCUCGGUUGCAGAUCGGCAGCACUGUAAUCGAGGUGAGCCGUCCAGAUGGAUUCGGAUUUGAUGAGCAUGGCGAGUUGCGCACUGCCGAGCCACACCCGAGCACACACCCAGGCGACAGCAGUCCUGCGUCGGCAUACAGUGCGCCCGCGAUGCCCCCAGACGCUGAGUCGUCAGUACUGGGUAGCAGCGCUGCGCAGGCAACGGUCUCAUCAUCAACAGCAUCGACGUCUGCGAGAGCUGCAAUAGAGCAGCGGUCGGGGAAAACGCCCGAGCCGCGUCCUCGAUAUGACGAUGUGUCGCAGAUUCUUGACACCGACUUUAAAGUGAUCAGCAAUCGGGUUGGAAUAUUUCGAGCGGGGCCGCCCUCACGUCCGCCCUACGUCAAAGUGGGAGACCGGAUCGAAGUCAAACGCCCCGUGUGCAUCAUUGAGCAGCUGGGGAACUACUUUGUCUACAAUUCCGAGGUAAGUGGGACGGUCAUCAAAGUUUGCGUCGAAGACGGGGCGCCCGUCGAAUACGGCAAAGAACUUGUUAUCAUCCGACCGGAGUAA